CUACGUGUGCAAUGCCGUUGUGUGGCCCGGAGUGGGUCACUUAAUCCUCCCGGUCUUGAUGCCUGCUGUAGGGUGGAGUAAGCGGAAACAGCCAUGUACAGGCGCGCCUGCCGCAGCGGCUGGCGCGCCCCUUCGCACGUUUCGCCUGCCGCCACCUGCCGCGUGGUUUCAAUGGUGGGGCGUGACGUUCGGCCACGUGUGGCGACCCUGCUCCUGCUGCUGGCUGCCGCCGUCGUCAUCCCAGGUGUGGCAGCCCAGGGAAACAGUGGCGACAACAACGGCAAUGGCAACGGCAAUGGCAACGGUAACGGUAACACGACGAGCGGCGGCGGCACCACAACUGCCCCUGGCCAGCUCCGGAAGCUUCAGGGCCAGCUGGUGUUUGUGGAUUACCAUGACGGCGGCGAAGGUGAGUAUGCGCUCCAGUUGGUGGGUGGCGGCACUGACGACACCCAGCAGCCGCAAAGCCCCGGCAACAGCGGCGGUGCCGCCAGCAGCAACAGCAAUGGCGCCGGCGGCGGCCCGCCCCGGCAGUACUUUAAGCUGGGCGGGCGGCAGAAGGUGCCGCGGCGCGACAAGAAUGGACAGGACGUCGAAGUGGGGCAGAUCCUCACCAUCGCCUGUACCGUGGACCCCACCUCCGGGCAGUGCUCCUCCCUGGCGCCCAAUGAUGUGUCCUAUUUGGGCACCGCCGCGCCGCCGCCCGCCGUCGCCGUACACCAGCGGGUGCUGGUGCUGAUCCUGGACGCGCCCGCCUGCGGCAUGCCGGCGCCCGCCUCGGUGCCCUCCGUCAAGUCCGUGUACAUGGGCCCCGCGUUCGACGGGAAGGGCGGCCUAGCCAUCCGCAUUGAGAACUGCAGCUACGGCGAGCUGACCUGGAACGCCACCGCUUUCACCGUCCUCACUGUGACCCUGCCCACCUGCACCUGGGACACGACUACAUGCGACCCGUUCGGCAUGGCCAACGCCGCCCGCACCGCCGCCUACAACCUGCUGGGGCCCGCGGCGUACGGCGUGUUCACGAACUUCCACCUCAUCCUGAGCACCGGCCUGUGCGGCUGGGCGGGGCUGGCAACGCUGGGAGGAGACCAGGUUUGGCUGCAGGCGCAGUACGUGUCCUACUGGCCUGUGACGCUGCAGGAGACCGUCCACAACUUCUUCCUGUACCACUCCUACCGCGCCAACAUCGAGUAUCAGGACACCUCCACCUUCAUGGGUCGCGGCACCGCCUGCCCCAACUCACCCGAGCUGGCGCUGCUGGGCUGGGCCUCGCCGGCCGGGGCAGGCGGCGCACUCAACGCCGCCAGCAUACCCGCCGGGGCGCCGGGCGUCGUGCUGCCGCGGUUUCAGCUGCCUGCCACGUCGCUGACGGGACGCGGCGCGUAUGUGCGGGUGCUGCCCAACUGGCAGGGGUCCUACAGCAACGCCGCGGCCGCACACAACCUGUACCUGGAGGCGCGGGUGCCGCUCGGAGGCGAUGCGCAGAUGUCGGGCGAGUUGCAGUACAAGCUGCUGGUGCACGAGGUCAAUGCCACAAUGGACAACAACCUGCAGCUGUACCGCAACUACAACCGCCGCAUCAACUACCUGUCGUCGUUCUCCGCCUCCAAUCGCUCCGUCAUCCCCUCUUACCAACUGGUGAUCUACUCAUCCAACUGGACAGGCUCCCAGGGCGCUAUCCUCCCCAUCGCUCUGUGCCGCUACGUUACUUCUGACGCCGAGUGCCCGCCGCUCUCCGGCAGCAUAUUCCCAAGGCCCCCUCCGUCGCCGCCACCGCGCCCGCCGCCCGCCCCUCCGCGGCCGCCGCAGCCGCCGUCGCCGCCCCCGCGCCCCCCGAGGCCACCGACACCGCCACCCCAGCCUCCGCGCCCUCCCGCACCGCCUCGCCCGCCUUCACCGCCGCCACCGCGCCCACCUCCAACCGGGUCUGCUGGCUCAAAUGCGCCGCCGCUGCCACCGUUCGAUCCGCUGCCGCCCUUUGCAUUUGAGGUGGUCCCGAGCCCCCCAUCAGUGUCACCGCCCAAGCGGCAACAUGCCAAGCCGCCGCGGCACCAGCCGCCGCCGCUGCACCGCCCGCCGCCGCACCACCGCCUGCCGCCGCACCACCGCCCGCCCCCGCACCACCGUCCGCCGCCGCAUCAUCGCCCGCCGCCACAGCGUAGCGCGGCGCCCGGGCUCCGUGCACCGCCGCUCUACAACCAGCCGCCGUCGUACCUGCAGGAGGCUCCGCUUCAGCAGCCUCCGACCUAUGGAGGCCCCUACGGAGGCGGCUAUGGAGCCUAGGCUGUGUGACCCCUUCGUGUAGGUAUAUUGCGAGCUGAGGCUUCUGAACAUAUGAGCCAUACUGUAGCUUGAUGAAGCCGUCAACACACGGUAUGCAACUUGGAGCUGAAUCCCCGGCCGCAAUUGGCAGGGAGGUGAGCAUGGACGGUCUGAGGUAGGGACCACAAUCGCAUUCAUCAGCAACGCAGGUGUGGAUGUCAUAUAACAUGUGAGGAAACUCUAGAAAUUAAUAAAGCAUGAGCCCUAACACCGCCCGUUACGACUGGCGUUCCUCUGCUCGAAUGCGGACCUUCGCCGCAAAAAGGUCCCAGUAGCAGCGAUGUCCAGUUUCCAGGAGGCGUUUUUGUGAUAUUCAUAUAGACUGCCGACAUUAUUGUAACGAGCGUGCGAGACGUGCGAGCCUGUCAUGCCGGCAUUUUGGGGGCUUAUUUUUCUAGCUUCAUAGCUGUUUGUAAAGUUUGUACGCGUCACUAAAUGUUGUCGCACCUGGAGUUACUGCGAUGGGCCUCAAGACUUAAAGGGCUUGUGAACAGCGGUUUCGUGCGCCCUCGUCUGUGCAAUGCUCUCAAAAUGAAAGCUUGAAAACCUGAUGGCAAACUCUGUAGCGUUGGCGUGAGUUACGCCCUCCC
Chlamydomonas reinhardtii is the source of this 2912-nucleotide messenger RNA. RefSeq lists its product as uncharacterized. NCBI's taxonomy places the organism in Eukaryota, Viridiplantae, Chlorophyta, Chlorophyceae, Chlamydomonadales, Chlamydomonadaceae. The transcript is spliced from 15 exons. The coding region runs from base 94 to 2283 and encodes 729 amino acids. The record is from RefSeq and is a predicted model, not a curated record.